This is a messenger RNA of Trichechus manatus latirostris (Florida manatee), 870 nucleotides long. It is a transcript of the gene VXN, whose product is annotated as vexin. Bases 154 to 666 code for a protein of 170 amino acids. Gene Ontology annotation, biological process: neurogenesis; neuron differentiation. Lineage: Eukaryota; Metazoa; Chordata; Mammalia; Sirenia; Trichechidae. The record is from RefSeq and is a predicted model, not a curated record. The transcript has 6 exons.
UGAAGACUCUGGAAUGAGAUGAGAUCAGAGCCGAGCCUGUCUUUUGUGGCCUGCACAAUGAUCCCUGAGCCAGACUGGAUUAGGAAACCUCUCGACUAGGGCUUCAGAGCGAGGCUCCCAUCCCCAGCACUUUGGGGAGAGACGGCAGACACGAUGCAUCAGAUUUACAGCUGCAGUGACGAGAAUAUAGAAGUUUUCACCACUGUGAUUCCUUCCAAGGCAUCCAGUCCAGCCAGAAGAAGAGUCAAAAGCUCUCAACACCUCUUGACCAAGAAUGUGGUGAUCGAGUCGGACCUCUACGCGCCCCGGCCCCUGGAGCUGCUCCCGCAUGGCGGUGACCGCCUCCACGCCCUCGACGGCCAGGCCCGCAGGUUCGGCAGGCUCCAGAACGCGCGGCAGCAAGGGCCCCACUCCGCCAAAACCCCCGCCAGACCCGUGGGGCUUUCGGAUCCCAAAUCAUCCAAUCUGUGUGGGAACCGAGCAUAUGGAAAAUCUUUGAUUCCCCCAGUCCCCCGGAUUGCAGUGAAAGCCCCAGCGGCAGUGGAGAACGGUGAAAACGGUGCUGUUGUGACAAGGGGCCCCAGCAUCCUCCGGAAAAUGUGGAUGAAGCACAAGAAGAAAUGCGAAUAUGUGGGAGCUACCAACAGUGCCUUUGAGGCUGACUAAAGGUGACCCUCCCCAAGUGCCUUGCAUUGGCCAAGGUUCACUGGGCAAGGUGAGAAAACUUGGGGAUGGGUACUGAUCCACGUUCACUUUUGCUGCUAGCUGGUCGGAGCAUUAUCCUCCCUUUCUAACCAGUUGCCCUGGCUUAGGGCACAGGAAAGGAAUUCCCCUUGGAGGCAAAAUAAAACGAUUCCUUCUUAGAAUUGC